Molecule: messenger RNA, 9571 nt
Organism: Pocillopora meandrina
Lineage: Eukaryota; Metazoa; Cnidaria; Anthozoa; Scleractinia; Pocilloporidae
Source: the annotation of a GenBank genome assembly
AAAAUGCAGAGUGUGUUUUAGUGUUACAUUUCAGACGGAUUGUUUACAUUGGCGAGAUCAGUUCGUUUCUCUGUUUAAAAGAACGUUUUAGAGGAAAGUUGGGAGAAUGAGGAAGGCAAAGAAUAUCUAACUUUUAAGUAAUAUCUAACUUUUAAAAAGAAGAAUCAGCUGAAACCUACAAUUUAGACCAGCUCAGUUGUUUAUCACGGAUCAGCUUCAAAUGUAAGUUUCUUAAUAAAUCGUAACUCAGACAUUCAAAAUAUUACGCGUAGCAUCAUAAUCCUGGUUUUGUUCUGGUAUUUUGCAAAGAUAUUAGCUACGUUACACUAUCUUUCGAAAAUGUGUUUGGUUGAAAGAUGAAUCCCCUCGAGUGCUAAUAGUUAAGACAGAGUGGCCUGUUACUGACUGCUGCAAUAUCAACCCACGGACCUUUACGUCUUACAUGUACCAUCGACCUAGUCGAGUAACACUUUCAGCUUCUUUUUACUCUUUUAGUUUUAUUCUUUAGUCGCGUUUUAACAAAUCUAUCGAUUUUGGUGCUCAGCGAUGGCGGAACUAGUCUUCGUUCGCACGUAUGACAGAGUGACGAGACUGACAAGGAGCCUUCGCUUCCGCAUUUCUAAUGGCUCAAAGUUAAGAGACGUGAACAAAUACAGCUUUUAUAUGAUAGAGAACAAACGGUCACUCACCAAGGACUAGUGUCCAUUUUUUUAAUACCUCACUCUUCGUCAACCAACAAUCAAUCUUCUUGGGUUUUCAUGGUGUGGUAUUUGUCAGACCGAAUUGAAAAUUGUAUUUGUUGUGAAUGACAGCUUAGAUUUGGUAUUGUUUACAGUAGAUUUAGCUUGGAUUCCAACUAAUUCUGCCUCUCGUUAUCAGUACUUUUAGUUUUGUUUUGUGGGGAUAAAUGAUGAUGUGAUGAUAGUGAUUAUCCGAUGCUCGGAUAAUUUGGCAAUGAUUUAUAGUAACAACCCUUUUACAGUCGAGCUUGGUCAAGUCUAGGUCAUGCAUGUUUCCAUACGUUCUUUGAGCAUCAUUUAAAAGUUUUAAAAUUGCUGUACAGGGUUUUUUUUGUUUGUCUUCAUUUUUCUCAAUAAAACCGUGACUUGUUUUCAGCAUUGCAUGGUGAACAGGCUGUGACGUUAAGAGACUAGAGUCUCUUCUUAACGAAAAAUUUUCAGCUUGUGCUGUAAUAAAAUUUAGAAUAUAUGUAUUUUAUGAAAUUAAAAAGGAAAUUUUGUUUGUAAAUGACCUCAUUUUGAUCAAAUGAUUCAUUGGUAGGAAAGAGUGUCGCCUUCUGUAAUAAUUUUGGUCAUAAUCCGUUUCUUUGCUGCUCUUUAUUUGUUUAUUUAAAAUAAAAAGCUGUUUCUAAAUGCUAAAAGUUAUAUCGUAUGUAUUUCAUGACAAGCCCUAAGCUCAUUAUUGUUCCUUUGCAAUUGCAUGUUUUUGUUUUCUAGGCUGUCCUUUUUCUCCCUGUUGUUUAACUCUCCCCGAUGAACCAAAACGCAAUGUGAAGAUAUUUUCUGGUGAUCUUUUAAAUAAAUAAUGCAUGACAACGUUCAUCGUUGAUCGAAAGCAAUUUGUUUUAGUAAAUGGGAAAAGAUCUGGCCUUCAGUGCCAUAGUGCCCUAUGGUGUCCCACAGGGAUCCCUCUUGGGACCAAAGCUAUUUUCGAUCUUAGUAAAUGACUUGCCUGACUGUAUACCAAAUGGUGAAAUCCACCUCUAUGCUGAUGACACCACAGCAUUCGUUAUUGGAAAGAAUGAUAACGAGGUAGUAACUUUACUUAAUAUUGUAUUCUCAAAAAUUAGCAAAUGUUGUAGUAUAAACAACCUCACAAUUCAUCCAACCAAAUGAAAAGUCAUACUAAUCUCAAGAAACAGCUUCACUGGCCCAUUGAAACCUGUCAAAUGGUGAAACAAAUAUCUAAAGUAUACGGAUAAAGUAAAAGUACUUGGAAUAUAUAUUGACAACAAAAUGACUUGGAAACCACAUAUCAAAGAGCUAACUAAAUCAUUUAAUGCACAACUAAAGUCUCUUAAAAGAAUAUCCUAUUUGUCAACUAAGGAAUUGGAAAGUAUCUAUUUUAAGUGGAUUAUACCACACAUAAAUUACUGUGUAUCUGUAUGGGGAAACUGUUCAACCUCUGCUUUUGAACCCAUUGAAGCACUGCAUGUAAAAGCUGCAAGAUUAAUCCACAGACUCCUUUCUUCCUUAGAAGAUCAUGAUGUACCAAAGAAGGUACAUUGGCAGAACAUCAGCAAUAUCUAUAAAAAGAGACUUGCCUUAGAAAUGCUUCAAAUUAUAAACUCUGAUGGAUGUCACAGAUUAUCUCAUAUGUUCAAACAAGUAAACUCUGUUAGAAUAGGCAAACUAAUUGAAAUGAAUACAACAACUUCAGAGUUUGGUAAACAAUCAUUGUUCUUCAGAGGUCCAGUUACCUGGAAUAAUCUGGACAGAGACAUAAGAAAUGCAUAAAAUAUUAAUUCUUUCAAAUUAGCUCUAAAAAAGAAAUCAAGAUUGAUGGAAACUAUUAGUUACAUAGAGGGACAAUGCAAUAAUUUAAAUAGGAGAACUGAAGAUUUUAUAUACUAUUGAAAGUGAUUAUUUUUAAAAUUAAUUACUUAUUUAUUAGAUUCAUAUUUAUAUUUGAUUAUUUAUCAAUAAUAAUUUAUUAGAUGAUCUAUAUUUUAUGCUUUAUAAAAACUUUUGAGAUUAUGUUAUCAGGUUCUCUUUUUUUAAAUAUUUUAGCAUGUAGUUAGGAGGUCCACAUCAGCGAAAGCUGCCUUUAUCAUGACUUUAUUCAAAUAAAUUAUGUAUAUAUGUAUGUAACCUCCCUUAUUUCAUAGACAGUGAUUGCUUUCCAGUCUAACACAAAUGUUACUAUUUUCAUGUGGUCAUCCUUCUUUUCAAACAGUUGUGUAAUCAUAGUGAGAACCAAAUUCUCUAAAAAUACAAGCGACUAUUUAUCGUACAUUUCUGGUCACACAUAUCAUGGUUAUUUCUCAUUGAAUUGUUUAGUUGAAAAGGAAUGGGUGGAUACAACUCUGAGCGACGAGCGUAGAAGGAUUUUGAGAAGAGUUAAACGGCACCUUGUAAGAGAUAUGGAUGCAGAAGAAGUUUUACUACGAAUGACAGCUGAGAACAUCUUUAACACAACUGAAGAAGAGAGAAUAAAAGGGAAGCUAACACGAUCGGAAAAAAAUGAGCAGUUGCUGGACAUUUUACCAUCCAAGGGUGAAAAAGCCUAUAAAAUCUUCAAGGAAACACUCCAAGAGGUUCACCCGCACCUUGCAAACAUAAUUUUGCAACUUGGUAAGUGUUUUGACGACCACGAAAAUCUAUUAGCAUUAAAAAAAAGCUGUACGAUCACACGCAAUUGUAAUUUUUUACAAUGAACAAAUUUAUACUAAAGGUUGGUUUCUGCGGUUUCUAUAACCAUUAUCGAAUAUGCUUUGAAAAAUGGUUAUUCUAGACGCCCUUCAGUAUGGAAGCUGAUCUUCAGUUUAAUAAUAAUACGACGAACUAUUCGCGAAACUUCACAGUCAGCAUAUGAAAAAGUUACUCUCUCAUGAGAGCUUAUGAAAAUUUCGCUUCAGUAGGAAGGCUAGAAGUACUAUCGACACUGAAUUUUUCCGAAGCAACUUCAGGCCAUCCUGAAUUUUUCGUCGAGAAGCACGGUUUGCUGAUUUUUAAAACUCCCGCGAGUGUACCUACGCAAAACUCAGCCUCUGCUAACAGUAGCACGCACGCCACUGUAAUUCAGCAUUGAAAUUGAGAUACUGCACUAACAAUAAUUACUUCGCAAGCUUUGGGAUUGGGCGAAUUCGGAAACGUAACCAUUGCCAACGUUUAUUACAGCAGGUUAAUGGUAACACUAUUCGCGGUUUGCUGCGGCAACAGAAACAACAAGAUCUUCUCAAAAAUUUAGAAUUCUGCCAUGCGUACCGUUAAAGAAAAGCAGCGUGUUGAUCGGGAGCUCUUUUCAGAGCUCACAGAAUCCCCGGUCAACCCCGCCGAAGUUUUUGAUGCUCUUCAGUACAAAUUGAGGAGAAUCGGGUACGUUGUCCUCGUGUUGCGGGACGCGAGAUCAAAGUACUGGGUUUGCCUCUCACUAAAUCCGGACGAGAUCUUCCAAGAACCAGAUGAGGUGAUCGAGGGGCUGUCAAAAAGGGAAAAAGAACUGGUUACUGAAAACCAAAGACCAUGGGCCGAGAUUGAAGGUAACAACGUAUUUAUUCCAUCCACUUUUGAAGCAAUGCGAUACGUUUGUCAUCAACCCGAAGUACACACAAUAGGCCUACACUUUUAUCGAAGUGAACCUGAUCAAACGACAAUAUUUUUUUGUUUUAAGAUGAAGUAUCACAGCUCUAUGACGCUAUGAUCAAGCUCACUACUGUUCAGAAACAGAAUUUUCAUAAAGGAAGGGCGACAGAACAAGUCGGGCGACAUCAACAACAGCGUCAUGUAAGGAAAUAAGGUUAGCUAAUUUUACAUAUUAUUUAACCCUGUUCUUGUAUUUAUUUUCUUAGUAUUCUUCCGGUGUGCAUUUUAUACUUAGGUAAUUAAAUAUUUUUAUACACACACGUCUUUGGUUAUGAAUGAUGAAUAUGAAAUUAAUCAAUCUUUGCUCUAUUGCAAAAUAAUCAUAUUUUUAAAAAGUAGGAUGUAAGGCUAUAAUAGUUACACAAUUAAAUGACUAGAAAGUCAAAAACCAAUUCAAGCAGGCUUAAAGCAAAGUAAAGAUAUUUGGCCCCUUUAAUGUAAUGAAUCACUUGAAAAAAUGAUAAUCGUUCUCGAGAAAUCAAGAAAUCAGUGAAUGUGAUGGAUGGAAGAGAAUAGUAUUUAAAAUACUACACAAGAUCUAAUACAACCCUUAAUGAUUUUCAGGUGCAAUAUGAACCACCUUUGCGGCUAUUUUCAGCUAAAAAGAGGAUUAAAUAAAGAUUGGCCAACACAACCUGGAUGCCAAUAUAUCUUUGGACCAUGUCGUGAUAGACUCCAUCUGAUGCUAAAGAUAACAGACCGGCUUGAGGAGGGCAUAAUUAUGGAUAUUCCAAAGUGGGAUAAGGUAAUUAUUUCAGUUUUCCUGUCAGAGUCAAAUCUUUAUGCUUAUUGACCUCCAAAACAGACAAUCAGGCAAACAAAUAACCAGAAAACAAGUGAAUGUGAAGUAAAUAAGACAAAAUUUUAAAUAUUGCGUUUUGUGUAGGAUGACAACGAGACAUAGAAUUGAAGGUAGGAGUCAGAGUUGCACUCGACAGAGUUCCUCAAAACAGUUCGAUCACUUGGGGUGACACUGAACUUAUUCAAAUAUAAAGUCAACUGAGAAUGGACUUCUCUUUUGGUUGGUGAAAAGAGACUCUUUCUACACAAACUUCUAGGCAGUUUUGCGCAGAUCCUUCCACCAACCAGAGUGGAACAUACAAAACAACUCUGGACGGUAAGUAUAAUGAGGUUUCAUCACAUUGUUUCAUGUACUCUAUAAAAACUCACUAAUAAUCUUGCUUGCUUGUUUGUCAUUUCACAAUUCUAGAGAGCUGCUAGACAUCCUACACACAGAGAAUUUGUAAGAUGACAAAUUACAGAAUUUGGACAUUUUGUUUUUCCAACCCCUACCAGCUUAUUCAAAGCAAUUUAUAACAUAGCUAGUAAAUUUGUAUAAUCAUAUUCAAUUGCGUGAGCGUACUUCAUAUUCCUAUUGUGCAUGUUCAUGACGUCAGCAAACAAAUCCCUCGAGAAAAAAAAUUUUCCAUCGGGUUAAAAAUGUUAUAAAACAAUUGGUUCAUACGUCAGCUGUGCGUUCAUCGAGAUAUGAAGCACGCGGGAAGUUUGGAGAGCACUCAAGAAGCUAGAGUUGCUCUCGGCUACGCCUCGCAUCUUUCGUGCUCUCUAAACUUCCCGCGUGCUUCAUAUCUCGAUGAACGCACGCUGACGUAUGAACCAAUUGUUAAUUCUUACACCCCAAAUAAAUGUCUCAAGUGCGGACACGAAUGUAUGGUUAAAAAAUAAAUUUAUGAUGGCAAAUUUAUCAAUAUUUUUCCAAAUACAGAAGAAAAUUUUACUAACCUCUCUAAACUUUGUGCCGCUCGCAACCACCGCCAUUUUCUUCUUCUGACGUAAAAAUUGAAGCGCGCGCAGACUGUUGAACGACCGCAAGAACCACGGGCCUUCUGCCCAGGCCAUUCUUGAAAGAGUCCAAUUUUUGGCGUAUUUCUCGCCGCCACGACUGAUUGAUUGAAAGGAGCAUAAGCGAAAACUGCAGAAGGAGAUGUCUAGUUCGGGCGAAAGUGACCACUCUAGAUCUCUGAGUCCCACGGUAAGACAGUUCGUUGCAAUCCCAGGCACAAUAUUAAAGUAGGUAAAUGUAAACUUAAAAUUCGCCGAAAAUUUUCAGCGAAACGUGCGAUCGUAGUCCGUUAACUUUAGUCAGCUUUAGUUGGGGUUGCCGUUUUGAGAACUUUAGUGUACCUUCGGCCUGGAGCUACACUGAAUGCACCAUGGAUUACAAACUCCGACUAAGCCAAUUUUUUCGUGGCUAACCGAACCCUUAUUUUUGCAGCGAAUACAGCUGACUUUUAGAGACAGCUAAGUGGCACGUUCUCUCAAAGAACAUGGAGCAAACCAAGAGGGACAUUUAGCGUUUUUAGACGCUGUGAGUAGACGGCCUUGAUUUAAACUUGUCAAAUAAGUCUAAACUCAUACUGCUAUUGAAAGGAGAAGAAGGAGCAAAAUGAAUAACAACUUGCACUUCAGUCAUCGUUUGCAAUUACUUGUCAACUUGUGAAAUUGCAGCGGUGAAAUAAUUUUGAGUGACAUGUUGCUGAAUUGCUAGUAAUUUUGCUCCGUUUUUUGGAUGAAACCACUGUUAAAUGAUCCAGGCAGGUGGUAAGUACGUUGUAAAUGGUUUUGCUCCUAAAUACUGUAGUUUUUAAUAAAACCACUCUUUCAGUUGAAUGAAAGUACUUCAUCUGUCGCCCUUUAACAGAGACUGUAUGGUAAUGAAUGUAAUACAAUUUAUUUAGGAGCAGCCAACUGUACAAGACCUGCUGCAGUCCAGAAAGUAUCCAUUUUACGCUUAGCCAUUUUUCAAAAGACGUAUAACUGAAAAAAAAAAAAAAAACAUCGGGCGCCACGUGAAGUCGAACACUGUACUGACUCUGAAUGAAUGUUACCAAUCAAUUGAUGCAACAUGACACUCUGGCGUAAUGAUUGAGGUGGUCUUGUGUGAUAAUUUGCCAGAUCAGCGCAAAGUGGCCCGGAAUUUUAGCGUAACUUGUAGCACUUGCGAAAUCAUAAUUUUCUUUUCUUUUUUGUAGGGCCGCAAAGGCAGGAUAAAGACACGCAGGGCCGUCCCUACAUUAAUGUUAUUUUCAAGAAACAGCAAAUCAGUCUCAAUAAAAUAAUCGUAAUUGCUCCAUUAUGGUCCCCAUUUCUCUUGUUUUGCUUUUCUAAGUAAAAACAUCAAUUUCCUUAAUAAGACGGUUAACUUUACUUUAAAAUGGUGAAGUUGAUCAUGAGUUUUUAUCACGUUUGGUGGCUUCAAAAGAAGCCGUUUAUUUGUUAGGCAGCUUUCUGUUCACUGCAAAUUUCUUGAACUCUUUCCAUUGGACGGGAAGCUGCCUUGCGGCUGUGCUCGCCUAGGAAGGCAGGCGACUUGCCAAGAAAAAACUUCAGGUGGACAGGAGCGUCGACUUGACAACCACCUCCUGUUACUGUUAGACAUAUUUUCAGAGAAGAACCAAGGCUUGCUGCUAUCAGCUCGUCUUUACUGGCGAGGUAUGCACUCCCUAGAGAUCUAACGGCAACCCAGGGAAGAUCGCUCGCAGUGCAUCGUGACGCACGGUGUUGGUUUCGUUGCGGAACAGGGGCACUUUUAAACCCUUCUCGAAUAGAAGACAUAGUCACUCUCUACAUUUAUCGUUGCGAGGUGGAUCGACACACCUGUUCUCGAAGGCGGCGAUGAAAUCUUCCGGCAAAUGUUCGGCUGGUUCCCAUGUAUUUUCACCAGGGGAGUAAUUCUGCCAUUGGAUGAUGUAUUCCACUUUUCCUCCUUUACCUCGUUUUGCAACAAUGUGCUCCACUUCAUAAACUCCUAUUACAGUUGGCUUUACCUUCGGACAGCAUUUCCAAAAGAAAUCCUACAGUUGCAUCAGGCUCUUUCAUAUCCCUCCAUUUUUCAAGUACUACAGAUCCUCAUCUCUAGAGCACUGAUAAUCUGUUUUUAUAUUGCGAAGUUUGCUUUCUGGUAUUUGAAGAACUGCUCCAAGUUCCUUUCAACAGGUUCCUCGCCGCCCUGAGUAGAUUUGUUUUAAAAUCGUUCAAUUUUCAGAAUUUUCAACACAGAGCUAAGCAAGGUUCUGGUCGUAAAUUCUUAUAAAAAAUUCAAUGAUUGUAAGUCUACUGAGCAGGGCUCGUAAAAGCUAAAAUUUCGUACGCUAGUCGCUUCGUCUUUCGAACGGAAUAUGUUAUUUUUAAAUGCCAUUUUCAAAUGUUGAUAUGUAUUAUUGAAGAGAAGAUAUGAAUAAACGCCUUUGAAAAACAAAUGUGACUUCCUGGAAUGAUGAUUAGAAGCGAAAAACCCAAAAGCAACACCAAAAACUAAUACGUGACUUUGCUAAUUGAUCCUUAAAUUUUACAACAUUCGUUGAUCAUGCAAAGAAUCGUUCAAUAUUGGAUGGGGUAUUUAAACACAAUCUUGAUCCGAUGGGAAGGAUAUUUGAACGAGCCAAUAUUCAAGAGUUAAAAUGCCCGGUUUAUUGUCGGCGGGGAAGGGAGAGAGAUGUUGAAGCUUCGAAUUUAUCGAUGUGUUAGGUCUGUACAACAAAAGAAAGUUUGCCUUUCUUAAAUAAACUUAGUUUGCGUAUGUUUCUUCGAAACUUUUUCAGAAACUACAUCCAUUCCACAAGAAAUUAAGAACAGCAUCAUUCAUGAGUAAGUUUGAUCUUUUUGGAAAUAGUAUAACUAGUAUAACUCGUAUAACUUAUUAUGGCUGUUUUUGAUGUUGUAAUCGAAGAGAGAUAACAUAGUUUCGUGAGUCAGUCACCAGACAAGUCAAUUAAUGUGCGUACGAACGUAUGGCUCGCUAAAGAAGGGGUUUAAGCUCUGACAUCAGGUAAAAAAAUCAAGGGGUAGAUUUGAGUUAUGAUUUUACUAAUAUGCGUGUAAGCAUUACCCUUCACUCGCUUGAAUUAGUCACAAAUAGGAAGGCACAACCAAAGGAUUUUGGUGUCAUUGUUUGUAUGAGAUAGCUUUUCCUUACUUUGGUCGUAAAUCCAUUUUAUUUCGACUUCUGAAAGCCAUUUGAUUAACGUCUAUUACCGUCUAUGAUAAGAACCAGACCGGAGUUAUCUCAAAAUUGACAUGGCGUGAGUCAGGAAUUCACCCUAACGAGUAGCUUUCCCUUUGCCUUGUUCUGCACGACCUCGAGAAGAACUUUUAAGCAGAAGGAGCGAACACCGUAGUAAAUGGUCAACAUCUUUUCUUACAGAUUCUUGGUAUCAGAGGAAGGUUUCACUGAGGACUGCACAAUACUCACUCAUCUAAACCAGAUUGAGGUAGCAGUUUCCUAA